GGUCGGUGGAGCUUGGGUGGCGGUGGUUCGUUCAACGUUCGAGUGUCAAGCUUAUAGUCAGGGUGGUGUCGUUUUACUUGAGACUAGUUUCUAGCGGUCGUGGGGCUUCGAAGUUUAUAUAUUUUGAUCUGUGUAAUGUUGACAUUAGUUAAGUUUCAACUAGUGAUUUACUAAAGAGAUCUUCUCAUCAUCGCUAUCUUCUGUUUCCGUGUUUUAUUAUGACGCGGCUGUGCAGCGUCCUAUCGGGAGGCGGGUGAGGCGAGCGAUGGGCGCCCUCGGUGCGGCAAGCGCCCUGCGGCGAUCGCACGCCGUCGCGCUCGUCGCCCUCGCGGCGCUCCUGCUGCUGCUCCUGGCGCGCUCGGCGCCUCCGCCCCCACCGCGACCGCGCCCCGCACCCGUCCCCGCACCGGUGUCCGUCCCUCUCGACUCCGCUCCGCCCGCGCCGCCCGCGUCCCGCACCGCCGCCAGCACGCGCACGGCGCGACCCGCCAACACGACGGCGCACAACGCCACAGCGCAGUCCGCCGUGCCCGCCGCCCCCGCGCCCGCGCCCACGCCCGCCCCUCGCCGCGACCCGCGCGUGGUGCUCACCCGCGACCUGUACGUGGCCGGCCACGAGCGGCCGCACCCCGAGCUGUGCCCGGCGCUGGGUGCGCACCUGCGCCUGCUGGUGCUGGUGACGUCGGCGCCGACGCACGCGGCGGCCCGGGACGCGGUGCGGCUGACGUGGGGCCACUACGCGGCGCGGCGCGACGUGUCGCUGGCCUUCGUGCUGGGGGCGCCGCCCGCCUCGCUGCGACCGGCGCUAGAGGCGGAGGACGCGCUGUACGGUGACCUCGUGGUGGGCCGGUCCGUGGACUCGUACUCCAACCUGACGCUGAAAACUCUGUCGAUGCUAGAGUGGGCGGACACGUACUGCCCGCGCGCGCCGCGCCUGCUGAAGACGGACGACGACAUGUUCAUCAACGUGCCGCGCCUGCUGCGCUUCGCGGCGGCACACGAGAACGCGACGCGCACGGUGUGGGGGAAGGUCGUCAAGAAGUCGCUGCCGAAGCGGACCACCAAGUCGAAGUACUACAUAUCGCCACUGCAGUUCCCGGGGAAGGUAUUCCCGGACUUCGCGACGGGUCCGGCCUACCUGCUGACUGCUGACGCGGUCCGGCCACUACUGGAGGCGGCGCCGGCGGAGCCCUACCUGCGCCUAGAGGAUGUGUUCGUGACGGGCGUGCUGGCGAGUAAGCUGCGGCUGCGGCGCCAGCACGCGCCGGAGUUCUACAACAAGAAGGUGGCGCUCCACCCGUGCGCGGUGCAGCGCGGGAUCGCCAUACACAUGGUACAGUACCACGAGCAGUUCGACCUCUGGCGCAAGCUACUGGACGGAAAGACCAAGUGCGCCAGCUAACCUGCUGAGCCACGCCGACACUGACGGUGCAGAAAGACUGGCUCGAGCGACGUCUGCCUGAGUCAGGUCGCCUGCCACUCGCCGGUCGACCCGACGGUGGCUCGAACGAAUACUUCUGAAGUCUGAAUAUUUUCGAUUUUAAUUUUGUAUAAGCCCAAUAUUUAAAAAAGAAAAUACGUAACGAGAUCUGAUUUUGUUGAACAAAAAAGUAUUUUGUAAAAUGUCCAGAAUAUUAUUUAGAGAACGAAUCUCGAUGAAUGUGUUGUAGUAAUAAUACGAAGAGAGGUGCAGAAGGAGGACGGCUAGUCAUUCGCCGCGUGACAUACAGUAUUGUCGUGUGCGACUAACGAUUACUCAAACUUUAUCCAUAUGAUAUUAUUUUUGUACCUUAUUAUUACAAAUUAUAUUUUUUAUAUUAAUUUCAUGUGUAAAUUUUACAUUGAAAUUUUGUAAACGUAAGCGAUAGACUCGCGACGCGAGUUGCGAUACAAAAGCGAUUGCCAUAAAUGUACCACUUGGACGACGUUGGCGACAUGGUGGACGGCAAUAGAACAACAUGUUCGCCGCAUAUCGCAAUUUUUGUUAGAAAAUUGCAACAAAUCUAGAAAUAUAUGUACCUUUAGUGUAAGUCCCCGGAGCCACGCGGACCAGGACCUCGUAAUGCUACGAGCAUUUUCUUCAAUUUUUUUCUCAUACGUAGUAAAAACAACAAUAUUAUAGUAAUUUUAGUUUAUAUUAAACUAUUAAAGCAUAUAUUUAACCGAAAUACAAUAAUAUAAAGUAAUAUUAUGAGAAAAAAAUAUAUAGAAAAUUGCCUUAGACUUCGGCCGCCGCGUCUCCGUCGCCACCUCGAGCCUCGCCCUGUCUACGUCUGUCUAAGAGAACUGCACAGCAACAGAGACAGUGAACUCUGUACUUUUCACUAGGUCGUCUGUCAACCGCACCGAGGGUGUGCAAACCAGCAGCUAGUGGGGUUUCUUGGAGCUGCUUUACCACCCAAUGGCAAACAGUAAGACAACAGACUACUGUGCGAUAGGUACAAUAGUGACGUCAGCAGACGGGCCGAGGCUCCUGGCGCCUUGCUCAUAGCGCGACUCUGUUCCCGCGCGAGUUCUUUUACAAACUAUAUAAUUAAUGACAUUGUAAAUACUAUUCGAUACUUUGUUUCUUUAUUUUUUUAUUCAUUUUCGAAAAGUGGGCGGCUGUGACACAAGAGGAGCAUCUCGCUCGCAUAGAAAAUAUUUUCUUUUUAUUGAUGAUUUAGUAUGAAUGUUGUAAAUGAGUACAAGAGUUGUUGUUCGUGUGUUGUGUGUAAGGGUAACCAUAACCAGAUAAUGCGCGAGCGAGAUGACAACGUAUCACGUAUAAAACGAUGCGUAUGUUGUACGAGAACAAAGCGAAAUGAACUAAUUUUAUUUAUUACAUCACAGUUUAUUUAUAAAAUAAUAAAAUACUAGAUGUUAUGCCCACAUUUAGCGGCGGGUGAGGCACCUAUUGUUCUUAUUGUAAUAGAUGUUCGCGCAUUGAGCGACUGCGUCUUCAGCUUUAUAUAAGGAUCGGCCACUACUCGGUCGUGUGCUGUGCCGAUAGGCUGAUCGCGUUCCCUCGCAAUCACAAUCAUGUUCAUUUUGACAUUCGAAAUGGACGCCCACAAUCAUAUUUAAAAUAAACUAUCGAACACAUACUAAUUUCUAUUUCAUCUUUAGUAGGCACCUCUACAAUCAGAAUUCCUUUCAAUUUGAACACGUUUAGGGUUGCGAGUUUACCUGACAGUUAUUAGCAUGUAUUUUUUUUUCUUUCAACCCAAUUUAAACAUAGUGAUAAACGAUAAAGCCUCAAAAAAUGAAACUUUUAUAGAUAAGUUGAUGUUUUUGAUAAGAUAACAAUAUUUUUUAAUGUUUUUCUUUAAUAAGUACAAAAUAUUGACAACUGCAGCAGCUUUUGAUGUUUUGUAUAAAUUGGAUUGAAAGAAAUUGGUGAGAUGUGCCGCGGCAGGACCCGCUGCCCAGCGGGUGCGAGCCCUCGCAACGCGACGUGCGCGAGGACGCAGACCGCGGGCGGGUGCUCGGUACGAGCUGGUAGACGAAUGUUCGUAAUCUCUUAGUGUAAUUUAACGACGUAAGCGGAUUUUAAAUGGCCCUAUAAUGAAUUGUACACAUUUAUAAAUUUUUGGCUCAGUUGUAAGAGUUGUAAAUAUUAUUCUGCGUAAAAAUAUACUCUUAUGUAAAGAAA
Molecule: messenger RNA, 3634 nt
Organism: Nymphalis io (European peacock)
Lineage: Eukaryota; Metazoa; Arthropoda; Insecta; Lepidoptera; Nymphalidae
Product: beta-1,3-galactosyltransferase 5-like
Exons: 2
Coding region: 266-1402 (378 amino acids)
Cellular component (GO): membrane
Molecular function (GO): hexosyltransferase activity
Source: RefSeq, a predicted model, not a curated record